Molecule: messenger RNA, 3143 nt
Organism: Carya illinoinensis
Lineage: Eukaryota; Viridiplantae; Streptophyta; Magnoliopsida; Fagales; Juglandaceae
Product: pentatricopeptide repeat-containing protein At1g14470
Exons: 1
Coding region: 483-2768 (761 amino acids)
Biological process (GO): RNA modification
Molecular function (GO): protein binding; RNA binding; zinc ion binding
Source: RefSeq, a predicted model, not a curated record
GUUCAAGUUUUAAUGAGAAGCUAUAACUAAUGGUUUAAUAUGAAACAAAAAGAAGGAAUGUGACUCGCAUCGAGUGUCCCUCUCCUUUUUUGAGAAGCAGAUGGAGAAGCGUUGUGGAAGUGGGAAGAAGGGGGAGCGUAGACGCUGUUGUGAACUUGCUCGCCGAAGAGGUAGAUGCCCAAGGCAACGAGUCCGAUGCCGAGGCCAGAAGUGGCGUGGCGGUGCUGAUUCAAUUAACUGAGAAUUAAUCUAGUUUUCUUUUUCCAUGAAGAAAUCAGCUUGGAAAAUAGAGGAUCUUCACAGUGAGAGCCUAUCUCGUGUACGAGAGCUGUUUCAAGUCUUCAGCACACCUUAUUUUCUGGAACUAUGUUCGUUGGUUGGAUUGUUUUAGUUUAGGAAUAGUAGACCGAGGAGACUCCAUUACAGUGACACAGUCCAAUGGGGAAUAUUUGGAGGAGGCAGAGCACAUCAACGUCGCUGUAAUGUCACAUUUAGUCAACAUAGCAUUAGCAUGCAGAAUUAGCUGUCUAAAACAUCUAACCCAGCUCCAUGCAAUCCUCAUUCGUAACUCCCUCCACCACCACAACUACUGGGUGGCACUACUCCUCAAUCACUGCACCCGCUUCGACGCCCCACUGACCUACGCCCGUCUCAUUUUUAAUUCCGUCCCGUUCCCCGAUGGCCGUGUCUUUACCGCCAUGCUUAGAUACUACUCUCAUCAGGGUACUCACAAUGAAGUGUUUUCUUUGUUUCGGCAUAUGCAACGUUCUGGUAUCAGGCCCGGUAUAUUUGUGUACCCAAUGCUGAUUAAAUUGGCCGGCAAGGCUGGCUUUGUGUUUCGUGCCCAUCUAUUGAAAUUGGGUCUUAGUCUGGAUCGUUACGCACGCAAUGCAAUCAUGGAGACGUAUGUGAAAAAUGGCGCACUUGAAGUUGCACGGGAGUUAUUUGAUGAAAUGCCUGAAAAGACUCUCGCGGAUUGGAACUCAAUGAUUUCUGGGUACUGGAAGUGGGGGGAUGAAGUUGAAGCAACUAGACUUUUCAAUAUUAUGUCGGAGAGGAAUAUUAUUACGUGGACAACUAUGGUUACCGGGUACUCUAAGAUAAUGGAUCUGAAGAGUGCAAGGAGGUAUUUCAGUGAGAUGCCGGAGAAAAGUGUUGUCUCUUGGAAUGCAAUGCUAGCAGGUUAUGCUCAGAAUGGAUUUCCCAUGGAGGCUUUAAGAUUGUUUGAUGAUAUGCUGGAUGUGGGGGUUCAACCAAAUGCAACGACGUGGGUUAUUGUUAUCUCAUUGUUGUCACUGCGCGGAGAUCCUUCCCAUGCGGAUUCACUAGUCAGAAAACUCGAUCAGAAGAAGAUGCAGCUAAAUUGCUUUGUCCAGACUGCUCUGCUUGAUAUGCAUGCAAAGUGUGGGAGCCUAGAAACUGCCCAAAAAAUUUUUUAUGGAUUGGAUACGUAUAGGAACUCGGUAACAUGGAAUGCAAUGAUUUCUGCAUAUACAAGGGCCGGGAAUUUGAUUUCAGCUAGAGAGCUAUUUGAUAAUAUGCCAGAAAAGAAUGUUGUGUCCUGGAACUCAAUGAUUUCAGGUUAUGCUCAAAAUGGGCAGCCAGCUAUGGCAAUUGAGCUAUUCAAAGAUAUGAUUAAUUCUAAAGACUCGAAACCAGAUGAGGUGACCAUGGUGAGUGUUUUCUCAGCUUGUGGACAUCUUGGGGCGUUGAAGUUAGGUAAUUGGGUUGUGAACACCCUUGAUGAAAACCACAUUAAUCUCAGCAUCUCAGGUUACAACUCUUUGAUUUUCAUGUACUCUAGAUGUGGGAGCAUGGAAGAUGCCAAGAGGAUAUUCCACAAAAUGGUGACAAAAGAUGUUGUUUCCUACAAUACGUUGAUUGCAGGACUUGCAACUCAUGGUCAUGGAAUGGAAGCCAUUGAACUAAUUUCAAAGAUGAAACAAGAAGGUACCGAACCAGACCGUGUAACAUAUAUUGGUCUCUUGACGGCAUGCAGCCAUGCGGGAUUAAUGGAAGAGGGUUGGAAAUUGUUCAGAUUAAUCCAAUCUCCUUCUGUAGAUCACUAUGCAUGUAUGGUUGAUUUGCUUGGUCGACUAGGUGAGCUGGAUGAAGCCAAAAAGUUGAUUGAAAGCAUGCCAAUGGAACCACAUGCAGGAGUUUAUGGGUCUCUUUUAAAUGCUAGUCGGAUUCACAAAAGAGUUGAACUUGGGGAGCUGGCUGCAAAGAAGCUCUUUGAGCUUGAGCCAUACAAUUCUGGAAAUUAUAUUUUGCUUUCCAACAUAUAUGCUUCGGCAAGUAGGUGGGAAGAUGUUGAGAGGGUCAGGGGUACAAUGAGAAAAGUGGGAGUGAGGAAGACAACUGGAUGGAGUUGGGUAGAAGAUAAGGGUAAAAUGCACAAGUUCAUAGCUGGAGAUAGAUUACAUGAAAGAUCAGACGACAUCUAUAGGAUCUUGUCGGAAUUGGGAAUGAAGAUGAGGAGGGAUGGGUAUACGGCUGAUAAAAGCUGCGUGUUGAGAGAUGUUGAAGAGGAAGAGAAAGAAGAGAUGGUGGGAACUCAUAGUGAGAAGUUGGCCAUUUGUUUUGCUCUUCUUGUUAGUGAAGCAGGGGCAGUAAUUAGGGUAGUGAAGAAUUUAAGGGUUUGUUUGGACUGCCAUGCCGCCAUUAAGAUGAUCUCCAAGUUAGAGGGAAGGGAGAUCAUCGUGAGGGAUAAUAAUAGGUUUCAUUGUUUCAGCAAUGGGCUAUGUUCUUGCAAGGACUACUGGUAAUGCGAGACAGCACAUCUGGUACCCAUCAUCCCUAAUGGACUUUUGAGUCGUGCGUUGCUGUGGUUGGUUUGUGCAUUGGCUACAAUAAAAAAACUGUAAGCAUGAGAUGGUGAGGUCGUUCGUUAUUAUUGAUGUCGCUACUUUUUCUGAGUAUUUACGGAUAUUCGCUGCGGAAGGAGAAUGCAAAAAUGAAGAUCGGGGAGUCCUUGCAAAACCUUUACAUUAGUUUUAAUGUCUACUGGGGACAACACAGGCCAAAAUGGGCUAUUGUAUGCACAAGGGAACAGUACGUUUACCAUUGUAAUUGACAACUUUGACAGAAAGGGAAGGGAUUCCAGACAAAUAAAGAUCAAGGUGUAUUAAGUUUUUCCUUUA